This is a messenger RNA of Fonsecaea nubica, 1575 nucleotides long. RefSeq lists its product as hypothetical. The record is from RefSeq and is a predicted model, not a curated record. The transcript has 3 exons. NCBI's taxonomy places the organism in Eukaryota, Fungi, Ascomycota, Eurotiomycetes, Chaetothyriales, Herpotrichiellaceae. The coding region runs from base 1 to 1575 and encodes 524 amino acids. Gene Ontology annotation, molecular function: FAD binding.
AUGGUUCGAACGUUUUUCUGGACUGCUAGAUUAGCGGCGGUGCUAUCAGCUUGCCUGUUGGUGUCUGCGCAAACCGACGAACUAGACCUCUCUGCGCCGAUCGAGGAACUGGAACUCUCCGCGACAACCGACAGCGUCUCGACACAGAGUGUUUCAUCCAAAGGUUGCUCUGCCCUCUCGAGCGCAGGUCUUCGUUCUUUGCUGCUCUAUCCCUCCGACCCCGCCUAUGCCUCACGCGAGGCGUCUUACUGGUCACCAAUCGCCGCGUUGGGACCACAAUGUAUUGUUCAGCCACGAAGCACGGCCGACGUCUCCAAAGUGGUAAAAACCUUGGCCAGGGCAAAGGCCAAGUUCGCAGUUCGAAGUGGCGGGCAUGUUCUGUGGGCUGGCGGAAGCGACAUCAAAGACGGCGUGACAAUUGACUUGGGCCUCAUGACAGCUGUGACUUACAAUUCUCAGACCAAGAUCGCUUCCAUUCAACCUGGUCCAAGAUGGGGAGACGUCUAUAACACUCUCGCACCACUUGGCGUCACCGUUACUGGCGGCCGUGAUGCUGGUGUUGGGAUCGGAGGGUUCUUGACUGGUGGUGGCCUCUCAUUUCUGUCAGGCCGGAAUGGAUUGGCUUGCGACCAGGUGGUCAGGUUCGAAGUUGUCCUUGCCGAUGGACGGAUUGUCCACGCUGAUCGUACUUCGAAUCGGGAUCUCUGGAAGGCGUUGAAAGGAGGCUGGGCGAAUUAUGGCAUCGUUACCCGGUUUGACGUUACAAGUACGCCUCUUACGACUGCCUGGGGAGGCUUCAACCUUCAUGACAAGUCGGUCGGCCCUCAAGUCACAACGGCUCUAGUCAACUUCAUCAACAAUCUUCGCCAAAAUCCGGACAACGCCCAUCUUGCCCUAGCAGCUUACAACUCCUUUAUCCCGGGGGAAACUUCAAUCGGGACCUUUGCCAUAAAUACGCUCGGGGUGGAGAAUGCGACUGCUCUCAGGGAGAUUCUCCAGGUGCCCACUAUCGCGCGGGACCUGGAUUUCCUUACCCUCGGCGAGCUCGGAGAGAAAUUUAAGGAUCCAAGUGAUGAUCUCGUCAUCUGGCACACCCUCACCUUCAACAACGACGUCAAUAUCGCAAACAAAGCACUCGCGCUGCACGAUGAACUGGUCGCAAGGUUAAAAUCCACCCUUGGUGCCGAUAAAUUCAACUCUCAAUGUGUUUUACAGCCCUUGCCCUCGCUCUUUGCCGAGAUCGGCGCCAGACAAGGCGGCAACGUACUCGGCCUGGACUCGGUGAACAGGAACUCGAUUCUAUGGAUCGGCAGUGUCGGCUUCCAGAACGCAGCAUAUCAACAGGCUGCCCACGAUGCGGUCUCAGCGUACGCACGUGCCCUCGAGUCAUACGCGCAAUCAAGGAAUGGCAACGUGGCAUUCAGGUACAUCAACUAUGCCGACAAGGACCAGAAUCCUCUGAAGUCGUACGGGACGACCAAUGUCAAUUUCAUCAAGAGAGUGGCAGCCAAGUAUGAUCCGACUGGCGUGUUCCAGAAGCAGGUACCUGGGAGCUUCAAGGUCUCGGCAAUAUAA